UCUCUCCUCUCUCUGCUCAGUGUUGUGUCCCACCGCCAACUCACUCUCCAAGCUUUAGCCAGGAACCAGGAACCCGACUCUACUCUCCCCCCCACGCGGCGCCCUAUCCACAGGCCACAGGUAGGCUUUCAUCACACGAGCUCCAGUUACCUCCCACAUAUAAGCUAACCAGGCCAGGUGAGUGCAAACACUCCUCACCAGACCUCUCGAUCCGUCACACACACUCCAGUGGACAGGCAGAAUGGAGCCGGAGUCAGACAGCAUGCCGGAGGUACCAGAGGAGAUCAUACAUAUGCUCACCAUCCAGGCAGCAGCAGGUCAGUUUGGUCCAGAGGUCCGGGAGAUGGGCCUCCGAGUGUGGAGGGUGGAGAAGAUGAAGGCAGUUUUGCUGGAUCCCUCCGAGGUGGGAGCCUUUUAUAACGGGGACUCCUACCUGGUGCUGGAGAACCGUGGUCAACUGGGAGCCGACCUCCACAUGUGGAUAGGUGAGAAGUCGUCUCGGGACGAGCAGGUGGCGUGUGCCAUGUUGGCCACCCAGCUGGACCACUUUCUGGGCGGUGACCCUGUUCAGCACAGGCAGGUUCAGGGCUACGAGUCCCCGGAGUUCAUGGCCCUCUUCCCCAGAGGGGUCAGCUACAAGGUGGGUGGUGUGGAGUCGGGCUUCAGGAGGCCUCAGGGCUCCGGGACGGUGCACAGGUUGUACCAGAUCAAAGGGAAACGCAACAUCCGUGCCAAGGAGGUGGAGCUGUCCUGGAGCAGCUUCAACAAAGGAGACUGCUUCAUCCUCGACCUCGGAGAGACCAUUGUGUCGUGGAUCGGGUCACAGGCCAACAUGUUCGAGAAGCAGAAAGUGCGCGAGAUCGCCUCGCUGAUCCGUGACACGGACAGACACGGCAAAGCCCGGAUUGUGGACACCUGCGAGGGGGAGGAGCCUGAGGAGAUGCUCAAGGUCCUGGGACAGAAGCCAGAGCUGGCAGCGAGCACGCAAGAAGAGGACAACAAAGCAGACAUUUCCAACUCUGCCUCCCUCUACAAGGUGUCCGACGCGACGGGUUCCAUGACGAUGACCAAAGUGUCGGAGAAGAGCCCGUUCGCCAAGGACGCGCUGGUCCGCGACGACUGCUUCAUUCUGGACAACGGCGCCAACGGAAAGAUCUUCGUCUGGAAAGGUAACGGAGCAAAUGCUGAGGAGAAGAAGGUGGCCCUACAGAUGGCGGAUAACUUCAUCGAAAAAAUGAAGUACCCCAGGAUGAAAACACAGGUGGAGAUACUGCCACAGGGGAAGGAGACCAUCAUCUUCAAGCAGUUCUUCACAAACUGGAACUAAACAUAUCAUGGACAAAUCCUGCACGCGAGAAGAAGCUGAAUAUCUGACAAACAGACAGCAUCCGAUUCAAAAUACAUCUCAUUCUUAUGCAUUUAGUUGUAUGUACAUAUUUGUCAGGUACCGUGCUGACAGAGCACACUGUAGCUUGUUUCGGACUUUUAUAUAUGCAAACAAGUGUCUUCUGGUGAGAUUAUAAAGAUAUGAAGACAUAUAAAAAGAACCUUAAAUAAAUGAGUUUGGAAUUAUUUUUUUUUAUACAUUUGUUCUAGUGUCACAGAUUUGCCUGCAUUUAAAAAUAAAUCUGAAACUGCUACUUGUA
Molecule: messenger RNA, 1646 nt
Organism: Siniperca chuatsi (mandarin fish)
Lineage: Eukaryota; Metazoa; Chordata; Actinopteri; Centrarchiformes; Sinipercidae
Gene: capgb
Product: capping protein (actin filament), gelsolin-like b
Exons: 10
Coding region: 242-1327 (361 amino acids)
Biological process (GO): actin filament severing; actin polymerization or depolymerization; barbed-end actin filament capping
Cellular component (GO): cytoplasm; actin cytoskeleton
Molecular function (GO): phosphatidylinositol-4,5-bisphosphate binding; actin filament binding
Source: RefSeq, a predicted model, not a curated record